Molecule: messenger RNA, 2007 nt
Organism: Microthlaspi erraticum
Lineage: Eukaryota; Viridiplantae; Streptophyta; Magnoliopsida; Brassicales; Brassicaceae
Source: the annotation of a GenBank genome assembly
AUGGAGGAGGUUCGGUUAUCGCCGCUGAGACAAACGAGCGUUAAGUCUACACUUUCAGGGAGGUCUACUCCAAGGGGCUCACCUAGAGUGCAUUCUGGUAGGACACCGCGUAGAGAGGGCAGAGGAGGAGGAGCGGUUCAGUGGUUUCGUAGUAGCAGACUGGUUUACUGGCUGCUUCUGAUUACUCUUUGGACGUAUCUUGGGUUUUAUGUUCAGUCCAGGUGGGCUCAUGAUAACGAAAACAAAGUUGAGUUUCUACGGUUUGGAGGCAAACUGAGAAAAGAUGUUUUACAUGUGGAGAAGCAUGUGGAGAAGAGCAAUGGAACGGGUGGUGUUGUUGCUAAUGAGACUUCUGAUGCUUUGGUAAGUAUCACCGGUAAAGAUGAUGCUGCGGCGAGUAAGAGGACGGAUGUUAGUCUGAGCAAGAAAGAUGACGGUGCUUCUCGACGGAGCUUGAGUUCCAGGCAGAAGAAAAAGAAGCCUGGCCGGGCUUCACGUAGUAAGAUGAGUAAAGAGGUUGAGACUAAGGCCUUGGAUGAUGAGCAAGAUCCAGAGCUUCCUAUGACGAAUGCUACUUAUGGUAAGCUUCUUGGUCCUUUUGGAUCGUUGGAGGAUAGAGUUCUUGAAUGGAGUCCGCAUAGACGGUCUGGGACUUGCGACAGGAAGUCAGAUUUUAAACGCCUUGUUUGGUCGAGGAGGUUCGUCUUGGUUUUCCACGAGCUCUCAAUGACUGGUGCUCCGAUUUCGAUGAUGGAGCUGGCUUCAGAGCUUUUGAGCUGCGGCGCAACGGUCAAUGCAGUAGUUCUCAGCAGGAGAGGUGGGUUGAUGCAAGAGCUCAACAGGAGAAGGAUCAAAGUUGUUGAAGACAAAGGAGAAGUUAGCUUCAAGACUGCCAUGAAAGCAGAUUUGGUCAUCGCAGGAUCAGCUGUGUGUACCUCAUGGAUAGAUCAAUACAUGAAUCAUCAUCCAGCUGGUGGAAGUCAGAUAGCUUGGUGGAUAAUGGAGAAUCGAAGAGAAUACUUUGAUAGAGCGAAACCAGUGCUUGACCGAGUGAAAAUGCUUAUCUUUCUAUCUGAAUCACAGAGCAAACAGUGGUUAACAUGGUGCGAGGAGGAGAGUAUAAAGCUAAGAUCACAACCAGUGAUUGUUCCACUCUCUGUUAACGACGAGUUAGCUUUCGUAGCUGGGAUUCCUUCCUCGCUCAACACACCAACACUCACUCCAGAGAAAAUGAAGGAGAAGAGACAAACGCUACGCGAAUCAGUCAGAGCAGAGUUAGGUUUAACAGACGCAGAUAUGCUUGUCAUGUCUCUCAGCAGCAUAAACCCACCAAAGGGACAACUUCAUCUCCUUGAAUCUGUUGCCUUGGCACUCGCUGAGAGAGAACAAGAAGGUCAGAGGAGUCUCAAAGGCGUCACUAAGAAAGAAAAAGUCAGUCUCUUAAGCAAACAUCGUCUAAGAGGCUCUGCUCGGCAGAUGCAAAGUGUUUCUCACACACUUGACAAUGGCGUAAUUAAGGAGAAGCAAGAGCUCAAAGUUCUUUUGGGAUCAGUUGGUUCAAAGAGCAACAAAGUUGGAUACGUCAAAGAGAUGCUAAGCUUCUUAUCAAGCAAUAGAAACUUAUCCAAGUCGGUUAUUUGGACUCCAGCAACAACUCGUGUUGCUUCGUUAUACUCUGCAGCUGAUGUCUACGUUACAAACUCUCAGGGCGUUGGAGAAACAUUUGGGAGAGUAACAAUAGAAGCAAUGGCGUAUGGACUUGCAGUGGUGGGAACAGAUGCAGGAGGAACGAAAGAGAUGGUGCGACACAACGUGACCGGUCUGCUUCACUCAAUGGGAAGAUCAGGGAACAAAGAGCUGGCUCGUAAUCUCUUGUUUCUACUUAGAAAUCCAGACAAAAGGCUACAGUUUGGUGUCCAAGGACGUAAAAAAGUUGAGGAAAUGUACAUGAAGCAACAUAUGUACAAGCGAUUCGUUGACGUUCUUGUCAAAUGUAUGAGACCAUAA